Lachancea nothofagi CBS 11611 is the source of this 1356-nucleotide messenger RNA. Lineage: Eukaryota; Fungi; Ascomycota; Saccharomycetes; Saccharomycetales; Saccharomycetaceae. The record is from the annotation of a GenBank genome assembly.
AUGGGAACUUCGAAUGAUGAGCUGCUCGGCGCUCGAUUGAAUUCUCCCGUUAGAAUGUCACCUUCAAAACUUAGUAUGAAUCACGGUACUUUUAUGGCGAACAUUCAAAAUGGUAAUAGCCCCACUAAAGGUGGUUCGCCAGGGGUUUCGUCGAGUACGAGGGUCAUAGAAGCUCUGCAUGCCCAGAUUGACAAUUUGACCAGAACAAAUUUGGAGCUAACCGUACAAUCAAACAACUUAUUGACCCGAUUGGAAACCGCAACCAACAAUCACAGUAAGCAUCUAGAGAGCAUGUCGACACUGAAGCACGAGAACGACAACCUCAAUUUAAUGCUUAGUCGCAAGGAAAGGCGUGUGCGAGACCUCGAGCAACAAGCGGCUCAGCUCAGAAACUCCUACGAAGAAGCAGCGCUCAAUAACAAAACCAUGCAUAGUAAAAUACAAAACUAUAACCAGCGAGAAACAAACCUCGAACAAAAUCUCCAACAGGUACAAGUACAGUACGAUGCGCUCCUCGAUGGUCAAAGGCGGUAUCGCGACCAGUAUUCUCGAGAAAUUCAGGAGCUGAAGGACCAAUUACAGAGUUUCAGACGAGACCAGGGAACGUAUGUCACCGAGACUCUGCAAACGCUUCUAGAAAACCAUUCAUCGUUGCAAACUCGAAUUGAUGAGUAUGCGAACAAGUACCAGAAACUGGCAUCUGUGGAACAAGAACAUCGAGAUUUGCUCAACUACGAAUGUGAGUCAAUGCGCUCCCACUUAGAUCUACCUAAAUGGGACCAGCUCUAUCAAGAAUCCCGAAACUUGGUUAUUGAUUAUGCUGAAAAGGCCAAUGUGACUUUGCCAACAUCAUUUUUGAGCCAACAUUCUCAAAGUAACGGAAGACCGGGCGCUAAGUCACCACCGAUACCCCAGAACGGCCAUCAUAAUGGCUUCACUAACGCCUUUAGUCCAGCAGUCACUCCAUCGUCCACAUUCGUAAAUCCACAACAGAUUCGGGUGCCCAAACAGCGCAAUUCGUCAUCGUCGGCCAAGAGAAGCAGCUUCUACGGUUCCAAUGUUUCGAUUGCGGGUUCUCCGGUCCCAGGAAUUAAGCAGUCUCCUGGAUCGCCGGCCAUUGCAUCCUCUGCGACGCUUCCAGGCGUUAGGCGCUCGUCGUCAAUCAGAAGCUCCUCUUCUUCCAGAAACUCAUCGGGCGAACUUUCGAGUUCCGAUACCAAUAAUUCAAGCUCGAAGCCAUAUUCCAAGCCUUUUUCAGGAUACAAAAAAAGAGGACGCCGUCACAGGCCUCAAAUAAGGCAAACGACUUCACAUUUGGCUAACAAUUGUCUCUAUUAUACAUGUACACAUGUAUAA